CAGAGUAAGGGAGCGAGAGAGCGAGAGAGAGAGAGGCCGCGGCGAGAAAGAGCUUCUUCGUCUCUGCUCGCUCGCUCGCUCGCUCACUUACUUGCUUUGGUUAGGGCCUUUCACUAUUUGGAGUUCUCCACCAUCUCUCUUUUUAUUACACGAGCUGCGAGAGUCGGGCGAUGCGCUCUGUUUGGUGGUGUAUGAGGACGUUGGAACGUAAAUCGGGAUGAGAUGUGAAGGAACGUUGGUGAGAGGGUGAAGGGAAUGCAGGCGCGAGGAGAAUGAGGAGCGGGCAGAUUUGUGAGGAGAGAUCAAAUUUGAAGGAUCCGAGGAGCGGGGAUGGAGGUUAGGAUUGUAUGGGGCAGGUGGUUGAGAAUUUUGUGUGCGGGGAUUGGAUUGGGUUGGAUUGGGCGAGAUGCUCACACCGAGUGCACGGGGAUUGUACUUUUGACGAUCUGAAGUGAUCAGAAAUGGGAAUUCAGCUGAUUUUCUUUGGCAACAGGCAGAGGAGAAUUUUGGUUGAUGACGAGCUUUCGGUAUUGGCCCAUGCGGCUGCCAUGUCUCUCCGUUCUCCGUGAAGUCUGCCGUUGUCAGCGAUGGAUGUGAAAUUUUUUCCGUUUACAGGUCCUGUCUUGGAGUAAAUGGCUGCUCCCUCGCAAAGAGUUAGGUUUUUAUGUGCAAGCAGAAAUGUGUUGGACACAGAGGUUUCCUGUGAAGGACAUGAUUUUGGAACGGAAUGAAGGUGCUUAGGUAGGGCUUACUGUUGUAGUUGGUGGGGGCACAGGAAAAUCAAUGUUGCGAUUUGAUCUCGCUUCCAAGGCCUUCGCAAUAUUGCUAGAAGGGUCUUUUUAGAGAUUGAAGUUGAAAAAUGGAGGAUAUUUUUAGCUUAGGCGAGAAGUGGAUUAAAACAGUGGCAUCUUCAAGAGUUCUAACAAGGUCAGCAUCAGGACGGCCUGAGGUACCAGCUCGAGCUGCGGCUGCUGCUUUGGUGGCCAGGAAACUUGCCACUCUUCCUCCCCAUGAACGAGUGUCGCUAUCUGGAGGGGCGGGUUCUAUAUAUGCAGCUCGAUUACGUGGAGAGCCACCAGAGAAGCUUGAAGAAGUGUUCUAUGAGGAUAAAUUUGACCCCGUCAGACAUUUGCUGGAGCAUAUUCCAGCUGAAGGUGUCAACCAAGGCUAUUUUGAUGGCCAGGUUGGGCAGAGAUUGCAGCAACUUGAUGUUAUUACGGAAAGCUUGUCUAAACAGGUGAUGGAACACCAUGAAGAGAUGGUGAAAGGGAUGCAGCUUGUUACAGAGCUUGAGAGAGAUUUGCAGAUAGCGAGUAUCAUCGUUAAGAAUGGGAGGCGGCAUCUGUCAAGGUCUAUAAUUGAGGUUUCCAGAGAUCUUAUUGUGGCUGCAAAUGUGAACAAGAAGCAAGUUUUGUUGGAUAUAGUUCCAGUUUUGGAACGCUUACACCAAGCUUUGGAUAUUAAAUCACGCCUUGACAGUGUAGUGGAUGAAGGAGACUUUUCUAAAGCUCUGCACAUGUGUUCAGAAUGUUUGCUGCUUUUGGAGGAAUGCCCAGACUUAGUAGCUGUUCAAGAAAUGAAUCAGAGCAUCGAGGAAUGGCUGCAGAGAACCAUUGCCAAAGUAGACGCUUUGCUUAUGGACGUAUGUCGAAAGUUUGAGGCAGAGAAAUACAAAACUGUUGUUAAUGCUUAUACUUUGCUGGACGAUGUCACCAGUCUUGCUGACAAGGUGCAGAGCUUCUUUGCACAGAAUGUUGUUACAGAAACGCACGAUGUGCUUAAGAACCUAUUGUUUGAGGGAGAGGACGCACAAAUUGCACUGAAAAAGAGCAGACUCCCAUAUAGAGACUUGUGCAUGCUUCUUCCUGAGGAAAAGUUUAAGCAAGUUUUGUGCAAAAUCCUGGAGGUGCUUUUCGACCUAAUGUGUUCAUACCACACCAUGAUGACAUGGCACCAAAAACCAGAGUCUGCUGAGAUUAAACCUCCUGAGGAUCCCCAACAAGCGGUCCUUCUAAACCGAAAGCUCCAGCACCGUCGCUCAGGUAGUCACGGGGAUUUGAACCAAAUCGCCAAAGAAAGGAGGCAUGUUCGUACUGGAUCACUCUCCGGUAUGAGAACAGGAUCAGAACUUUUUGCUACACCUAUGUCCCCAACUUCCAUAAAUGCAAGCAGGCUGUUGGGUCGGAGUGCGUCGAGAAGAAGACCUGGUGCUGAUAUUUCAGAAACAUUUGAAAAUGGCACAACCUCAAGUGGGGAACUAGAUGUCAGAUUUUUAGAGGACGACGGAGAUAAUAAUGAUCUUGUGAGGCGAGAGGAAGUAGUGACAGCGACUGUUGCACGUGCGUUGGAACGUGGGAGGAAGACAGUCUGGGAAUUAGCGGCACGUCGGGUGGCAGCGUUACUUUCAAACGAUGCAGUGUGUCUAUCAACCCCGCACCAGUUUUUACAAAGCUUGGACUGGGUGAACAAGUUCAUACUUGCAGGAGAGGCAUUUUGUGGUGCUGAAGCUGCAUCGUUACGAACCAAGCUUACGAAGCAGAGCGAACAGUACUUUGGAGCUUAUCACUGCCAAAAUCUCGAAAUUCUGCGGAUGCAUGUCGAAAAGGAGCUGUGGCAACCGCUGUCAUCGUUGGCGCUUAAGUCGGUGAAUUUAGCUGGUCUAACUGGUCAUGGUGCAUCAUUAGUCCGACCCUCUGUUUUGGGUGAGAAUCCUGUAUCUUCUCAAGGACCUAGCAGUCUUCGUGCUGGUGCUCAAAAGACGAGUUUCGCAGAUUGGUUACGUUUGGGAAAUCCCUUCACCGAAAAAGCACUGCAUAGCCCUGUCACCACAAGAGUUGUGGAUGGAGAGGCUGUGAAGGUAAAUGGUGUUGACAAUGGAGAGGUUAUGGCGAAUGGCGGUGUGAAAGUUGAAGAGGAGGAAGAUGAUGAAAAUGACGAUCUACUGGCUGACUUUAUAGACGAGGAUAGCCAGUUGCCAGGUCGAUUGUACCAUGAUUUUCGGAAAAGCUCUAAUCCUAUGGAGGCAAAAAAUAUACAAGGUUCUAAUGAAGACAAACAAUUGGUACUUACAAAUUCUUCGGUGAAUAUCCUUAGAUAUAUGGACAAGUAUGCACGAUUGAUGCAGAUUUUGCAGCCAAUUGCUGCGGAUGUGUUUAAGGGUUUGGGACAACUCUUUGAAUUAUACUUUUUCUCCAUUUUUAAGACUUUUGGACAGCGAGAGGCGUUUGGAGGUAGUCGGGGUCAAGAAUCUUUCCUGCUUACCCCUCAACUGCGGGCGACUCUGUUAAGGAUUUCGCAAGGACUAGAGGCGCAAAGGUUGAAACAGUCCGCAAGCAUGGGUGCUCAGCCUUCAAUACCUAUUAUGGGUGCCUCAGUUGGAGUUAUCAAUUCACCUGGCACCCAAUCAGAUACGCCACUGAGCGAUGUAUCUGGAGGUGGUGAGAUAGUGAUGGCCCCGACUAACUUGUAUGCUGUUAAGGAGCGCACAGUGGCAACGGAGUCACUGGCUUGUCUUUCACAAAUGUUGAAAAGAUCAAGGCCAUUGUUGCAAGCUAUGCUGGACCAAGAUUCAUUGGCGUCUGUUGAAUUCUUUUAUGCUCGCACGAUAGAUGCAGUGCCAGAUUUGAGAGAUCAUGUGUACAAGGCCGUGGCACGGAUGCUCCUCAAUGUGGGAGGUUACGUUGAACGCAUAGCUAGUGUGAGAUGGGAGCUUAAAGACUUGGGAAUGGAACACAAUGGAUAUGUGGAUUCCCUACUGGGUGCAUACAAGCAGUUCUCAACGAGAUUGGGUUAUGGGGGACUUGACAAGGAGAUGCACGAGCUUUUGUUAGAAUAUGGAGUGGAUACACUUGCUGAAACUAUUGUUGAAGGCUUCUCACGCGUAAGGAGAUGCAAUAAUGAAGGCCGUGCUUUGAUGUCCCUUGAUCUCCAGGUGCUUAUAAAUGGCUUGCAGCAUUUAGCGCCUCAGAGACUGAAGUCCAACUUGCAAGUUGUGGAAACCUACAUAAAGGCAUUCUAUUUGCCUGAGACUGAGUACUUGCACUGGGUCAGAACACAUCCUGAGUAUACGAAGUCACAAGCUAUAAGUCUUAUCAACCUUGUUGCCACUGCAAAUAAUUGGAAGAGGAAAACUAGGGUUGAUAUCAUAGAUAGAAUAGAGGCUGGUGAUCUUUGACCAUCUUAUUUCAGGACAAGCUCCUGAAUGUAGAAAUAUUAGAAGAUAUAGCUAUGAGUUAUUCUUUUAUUUUCUUGAUGCACUAGGUCAUCAGUUAGGUUUCUGGCAAAUUCAUGUGGAGAAGCUCUAUGCAAGGACUAUGUCACAUCUUACAACUAACGUGGAAGGCCAGCUUGGGAUGCAUAGGACAGGUUGGUUCAGUGAAUUUGUUUGUUCAGAAGAUCCUCCAUUCCAUGUUGGCCUUAAUUUCUCGUGGCGCACCAUAUUUAUGCCUUUUAAGUAGUUCAAAACGAUAUCUGGAUAAUCGAGGAACACCCAAUUUCCUCUGAGGACGAUAUUAUCGGCACCCCAGCUUGGAGUGAGAAUAAAAAUGAAAAGGAAUGGCAUUUCCAACUCAUAUUCCAACGCCAACGAACCAGAUUGGCUGCCCGCAUUACAAUAAUCUGUUCACUGUAAAGUCCGCUUUGUGACACUGGAAUGGCAGGUCAUAGUGGACCAUCAACAGUGGCUCUAUCAUUUGCCCCAUUUUGGAAAUAGUGGUGACGGUGUGUGCUAGCUGUAUCAUGUUGUAAUCAGUUCUACUUUCUCUACCUGCUCCUAAUCUUCUCAGCUUAAACACUUGUAAUUUCUGCACUUCAAAUCCCCUCUUAAGAUUGGUCUUGCUCUGUUUGCACUGUGCAAAUGAGAAAACACAUCUGAGGUGCCUCACUGGUGGCAACGUACUUCUCUUAAUUCAUAAAUCCUUUUUGACAUCAUAGUUAGCACAGGUAUUGCAAGUUUCUAGCCCACUACUGAUUCAGGAGUCACAACAACGCCUGGAUUUUGAAGAUUGGGCCAAAACUAUGGAGAUCAAAAGGACGGUUGGGCAACGGAUGAGGGGGGAUGGAUGGUAGAGUAGAAAAAAGAGUUGUAUCCAUCUGAUCAAUCUCUUCAGGCUCAACAAACACCCAAGUUUAAAUUACUCCAACUCUUAUCUUCAACGCUCAUGCAAUAAGAUCUUGCAUGAUUAUGAUGCGGAUUUUCCUAAUCAGUGGGUCGUAGCAGCGGUAAGCCUUUGUUUUGGUGUCAUAGUCGAUGAGGGCGCAUUUGUGCGCAUGGGUUGAGAGCUUCAUGCGUUUGGUUGCGGGAACGUGGACAUGGAUGGUGUAGCCAAUAGUGCGCAAAUGGGCAAGAUUCGGCUUCUUCCCUGAAAACAGUUCAUGAGGAGAGGAGAGGGGAGUUGACUUACCCGGAAUGCGGUUCUGGAUGUGGCAUGCGGUGUGGAGUAAUUUGCCCCGUAGAGAGUCGAGUGAUGAUGGACUUAUCUCAAGGAGGGACCUAUUGUGCCGUUCUCCCCCUCCAUUGUGCUGAGGGGCGCCGCCUUGGGUGAGCUGCAUGGUGAUUUCUUGUUGCGGACAUAAGGAGUCAAACUGGGCAUAGGUGAACUCGCCGCCCUGGUCGGAGCGAAGAUAGGAAGGCCAGCCUGUUUUUCAACGGUUGCUUUUAAAAAUAGAGAAAAUAUAAAAAGUAUUGGAUUUGUUUGAAGCAAGUAGACCCACAUGUAGCGUGUGUAGUCAUACACAUAGAGCAAAAUACUUAGCACAUGCAGGAGUGGAUACGUGGAAAGGACAGCUCAAAUCUGUAUAAAUGAGUUGAAGAGGUCAUGAGGCUCUUGUGUAGCUGAUUUUUGGGAAUUUAAGUCUUUGCUGCUUACGGAGGAGGCAUCCUUCGCAUGUGAGCGUCACUUUCGGAAGACAGGGAAGAUUUGUUACGAUUUAUGAGGCGGAUAAAGAAGAGAAUCUGUUAUGAUUAAUAUGACCAAGACGUAAGUGCCAUAAUUUUAGCUUGUCUACUGAGUUCUUGAUAUGUUGAGUAGAUUUUGCAGACCAGCAAGAGGGGUUUGUAGAAACUGAAUUGAUAAGCUUGGUUGUAGCUGGCGUAAGGCGAUAGAGAUCAGAAGCAUGAGGACGUUCAGCUUGGGCAAAUAUCUUGCAUUUUUCACGAUUAAUGAUCUGACAACAUUCUUAUGCAAAGACAUGGAUAAAGCUAGAGUCACAAAUUCUCCCGACUGAGAGUAGACUAUCGACAACAGAGGGCACAUUCCAAACGUUAUCGAUAUAUUUAUUUGGACCGUGAGUGGAAAUUGAGGCACGACCCAUGCCAUGUAUAUGGUGGUGUUGCCCUCCUGCGGAACGAACUGUCCUAGUGAGAGGUUUUGGUUCUAAGGUUUCUGGGAGUUGUGCGGAGCCGGUGACACAGGAAGUUGCGCCGGAAUCGAGACACCAAGUUUGUAUGUGGGCUGCAGUUUGAACUGAGAGGGCCUGACCGAGGGCAUUUGAGGAUUUCGAGGAGAUCGAGGGGUCGACUCUGAGUCAUCAGUUUUGGAGUCCGCACAAAGACUGUGCCUGAUCAAAGGAGGCACAUGAGCGCAGAUCCUGGAGGCGGACGGUGAGGCGCUUGAGUUGUUCCUCUAUUUUGUAGAUCGGGCAUUCCCGCGUCCAGUGAUUUAGGGCACCACAAUGGCGGCAAAUGUUCCCCGAUUCGUGACGGUUGAACUCGACGGGGUGUGGCUUACGUUGGUUAGAUUGCCAGGGUUGGUUUGGCUCUUGAUCCAUCCACCACUGCGUUAAUAAGGACGAUAAUUGAGUAGGAGGCGGGCGAUGGAGAGGCAACGGUCGUCAAUGGGAUCUAUGUGAGGAGUUGCUGCAAACUGUGAGGGCGAUCUUGGAGUGUCUGUUUGUGUCCUUGAUGCGGGGUCAAGAUUCUUCUUACAAAAAGGGUUCUAGUUCUCGGAGAGUGAAAGGUUUCUGUUAAGUCAUGAGUGACUGCACAUAUCCAACAUAUUAAUGUGGCUGGGCGUUGAGUACUAGAGUGGCUAUACAAUCUGUGCAGACAACCUCGGCUUGUGUAAGUUUGUCAACAAGUUCUUUAAUGAUCCGUAGGAAUUCUUUCAUGCUGC
This is a messenger RNA of Physcomitrium patens, 7112 nucleotides long. The record is from RefSeq and is a predicted model, not a curated record. Lineage: Eukaryota; Viridiplantae; Streptophyta; Bryopsida; Funariales; Funariaceae.